AUGGCGACCUCCACCACCUCACACAGGCCCAUCAAGGGGAUACUGAAGAAUAAGAGCUCCACUGCUUCCUCGGUGACUGCCUCUGCCCAGCAGUCGGGAGGGACAAUACCAGAGGUAAAGAGAAAAAAGUCCCAGAAAUGGGACGAAUCCAACAUCCUGGCCACACACCGUCCAUCCUACAGAGACUACAAUUUAAUGAAGAUCAACGAGCCCAGCAGCCCCUACUUCAGCCCACAGGAUGAUGGAGAAGAGCCAGUGAGUGAUUUGGAAGCAAAGGAAGCCAUGACCCCAGACAUCUUAGCCAAGAAAUUAGCCGCCUGUGGUACUUUGGAGUUGAACUGCCAGUUGGGAGAGCCGGAGAGUGACGGGGCGCACAGCCGCAAGAUCCUUCUCGACAAGCAAGAAAAGCAGCGGCAGUUCGAAAUGAAAAGGAAACUACACUCUAACGAAGGCCUGAACCUCAAGCUGGCUAGAGAACUGAUCUCCAAAGACUUCGAACACGAGAAAGACAAGGAUGACAACGAAGAAACUCUACAUGAUGACAACAACGAAGACAACACUGCUGCGGAAGAAUCGGAUGAAGGUCCUACAAGUGACGAACUGCAAACCCAGUCAUUUUCUGCCUAGACAACAUCUGCUCUGCCCGGCCAUUGCGUGCCAUACGAACUGCUACGAACUGUUACGAACUGCCGCGAACUGCUACGAACUGUUACGAACUGUUACGAACUGCCACAAACUGCUACGAACUGUUACGAACUGCCGCGAACUGCUACGAACUGUUACGAACUGUUACGAACUGCCACAAACUGCUACGAACUGUUACGAACUGCCACGAACUGCUAUUCCAACACGCUGCUGCUUGCUUGUCGAGGCCCGGCUUCCAGUACUGAAAAUACCCAUCAGUUAAACUGUACCUCCAUAAUUCAAUGGUGAACUUAGAAAAUAAUACACUAACGGCAAAAC
Mirounga angustirostris (Northern elephant seal) is the source of this 963-nucleotide messenger RNA. It is a transcript of the gene PPP1R2C, whose product is annotated as PPP1R2C family member C. Gene Ontology annotation, molecular function: protein phosphatase inhibitor activity. Gene Ontology annotation, biological process: regulation of signal transduction. Lineage: Eukaryota; Metazoa; Chordata; Mammalia; Carnivora; Phocidae. Bases 1 to 627 code for a protein of 208 amino acids. The transcript has a single exon. The record is from RefSeq and is a predicted model, not a curated record.